UUUCCCAAAGCUAACAGCAGUAAGCAACCCUAAGCAACAAAAAUGACGUUGUAAAUAGGGGUCAAAUUAUUUUUUCGCCAAAUAUAUGGCAUAUACAUGUUUUACAUAGCUUUAGGGACAAAAUGUCAAAGAAACUUACUCAAGAUAUUACAGACCCACGACCGCGACCCAUUAUCCCUGUGUCAAAUUAAGCAGUGUGUGAAAUCAUUCCUCUGAAGGCUGAUAAAAAAAAAAAAAUGACAAACAAAUCAUUUUGAGAAUACUGCAUGAUAAACCAAUAACCAACAGAAACAGCUAAUCUUUCAGCAAGAAUCAUUACAUCACCUAAGACAGGGGUUCCCAAACUUUUCCAGGGCAAGGCCCCCCAAACAGCAUUAACAUUUGUCCGAGGCCCCCCUUUUGCAAGAUGUCUUUAAAACACAUUAAAAAUACAGAUUUCUGAAUAUAUUCACCUUUUUUAUUAAUAAUUACAUCUUACAUCUUUAUAUUACAUUACAUUACGAAUUGAUUGUGUGUGUGUGUGUGGUUGUCUGAGAGUGAGAAUUUAUUUUUCACACCAAAUUGUUGAGGCCCCCCGGGCGCCCCCUGGCGGACUCCACUUUGAAAACCACUGGCCUAAGAAACACCAUUUAUAUGAAAUUAAUGUGGUUAAGAUAAAACUAUAACUACAAAUAAUAUAUAAACUCUGCAAAAAAAAAAAAAAAAACGUCCUUUCACAUUCAACUGCGUUCUCAGGAUGACUUUAUAAAUGGCUAUUUUACUAUUCUGGACUAUUCUCCCUAUUAUGUCAAACGACUGCCGAAAAGGAAGCAGGUUCUGACACCUCCACAACACUAGAGGGCAGAAGAGCGCCAGAGUGCCGCUGAAGCUGUUUUAUUUUACGCGCAGAUUGAGCUCAGAGUCUUAUUACUGAUUUAUUGCUGUUGUCUCAGGUUGGCUGGGAAUUUGUGUUGAACCUUUAUGCAGUCUUUCAUCAUGAAAACUUCAAAGGAAGCUGUUCAGACCGCCGCAAAGGAGUUUCUUAAUUUCGUUAAUCGUGGAGUUUCACCAUAUCAUGUGGUUGAAGAGUGCAAGUCUCGCCUUUUAAAAGCUGGCUUUACAGAGCUAAAGGAAUCCGAACACUGGGAUAUCAAACCAGCAAACCUGUACUUUGUGACUCGGAACUACUCCACCAUCAUUGCCUUUGCUGUGGGAGGCCUGUACAAACCAGGCAACGGCUUCUCCAUCAUCGGAGCCCACACGGACAGCCCCUGUCUGAGGGUAAAGCCACGCUCCAGGAAGACGAGGUCAGGCUGCCUGCAGGUAGGUGUAGAGUGCUACGGCGGAGGAAUCUGGAACACAUGGUUCGACCGGGAUCUGACUGUUGCCGGCCGUGUCAUGGUCAGGAAUGGAGAUAAGCUGGUGCAUCGUCUCGUGCAUGUCCAGCGGCCCAUCUUGAGGAUUCCCCAUCUGGCCAUUCACUUGCAGAGAGAUGUCAAUGACUCGUUUGGCCCUAACAAGGAGAACCACCUCGUGCCUUUCCUGGCCACUGCCAUUCAAGAGGAGCUAGAGACAGGUGCCUCUGCUUCUUCUUCUAGUGAUGCCUGCAGUGCAGAAUCUACAGCAGAGAAACACCAGCCAGCUCUGGUCCAGCUGCUCUGUGAUGAGCUGAAAGUCAAAUCUGAUAUGCUGCUGGAUUUUGAGCUGUGUUUGGCAGACACACAGCCAGCGGCACUUGGUGGUGUGUACGAAGAGUUUAUUUUCUCUCCUCGUCUGGACAACCUUCACAGUUGCUUUUGUGCUCUGACCGCUCUGAUAGACUCUAGUACUUCUGCCUCUCUCUCGGGAGACCCCAAUAUCCGUAUGGUCACGCUGUAUGACAAUGAAGAGGUAGGCUCAGAGAGUGCUCAGGGCGCCAUGUCAAACCUGACCGAGCUCGUUCUGCGUCGCCUGGCAACCAGCCAAGAAAAUCUGACUGCCUUUCAGGAGGCCUUGCCUAUGUCCUUCAUGAUCAGCGCUGACAUGGCUCAUGCUCUGCACCCAAACUACCAAGAUAAGCACGAAGAGAAUCACAGACCGGCUUUCCAUAAGGGUCCAGUCAUAAAAUUUAACAGCAACCAGAGAUACGCCACCACUGCCGUAACUGCCUCCAUCUUACGAGAGAUUGCAGGGAGGAUGGAUGUGCCUCUUCAGGACGUGAUGGUGCGGAACGACAGUCCCUGUGGAACAACAAUUGGGCCCAUCCUGGCUGCUCGGCUGGGAAUUCCCGUGCUUGACAUCGGCGCUCCGCAGCUGGCCAUGCACUCCAUCAGAGAGAUGUGCUGCACCUCCGGAGUCCUCCAGACCACAACUCUAUUCAAGGGCUUCUUCGAGCACUUCCCCUCCGUGAGAAACAUGGUUGUGGUGGACUAGAGUGUGCUGCUGUGACACAGCAUACAUAGACAGAUGCAUAUCCAAAGGAGGAAAAUCUGAAUAACGAAACCAGAUUAAUGAUGUACUUUUUAAAAUUAUUACCAGUCUUAAAUUUGUUCUACUCCACAGAGUGAAAGCCCAAAGAACAUUAGACCCAUUAUUUCAUGUAUCCUAUAUAAACUCCAAACACAGAAUGGACUCGAAGGAUUUCGACACUGUUUUACUCACUAUCUGUGUAUCUGUUUGGUUGUCUAAAUAUUUGGCUGUUUUCCGUUUUAAGCAGAAUGGACAGUAAAAAAUGUCUGUUCUUUGUCUUUGCAUUA
Molecule: messenger RNA, 2714 nt
Organism: Ictalurus furcatus (blue catfish)
Lineage: Eukaryota; Metazoa; Chordata; Actinopteri; Siluriformes; Ictaluridae
Gene: dnpep
Product: aspartyl aminopeptidase
Exons: 15
Coding region: 961-2391 (476 amino acids)
Biological process (GO): proteolysis
Molecular function (GO): aminopeptidase activity; zinc ion binding
Source: RefSeq, a predicted model, not a curated record